[Torrubiella] hemipterigena is the source of this 1505-nucleotide messenger RNA. The record is from the annotation of a GenBank genome assembly. Lineage: Eukaryota; Fungi; Ascomycota; Sordariomycetes; Hypocreales; Clavicipitaceae.
CUUGAGUAUAAAAGGGCUCAUGUGGAAGCCGAUCUCUUUUGCUUCCCCUCUUUUCGUUUCUUCAAGUUUGAAUCUCAAAUUCUCUGAUCUUUACCAACGCUCCCAAGUACAAAGCCUCUUUGUCCAAGUAACAAUCCAACCAACCGGUAAAAAUGCCCCAGGCUAGGCCAUGAGUUGCCGGCUUUCGGUGGUGCACUAUCCAAUCAUGUCUCCUUCAGGUACUGUUUCUUUGCAUGAGCCGGUGCCCUAGCUCUUGACCAGCAGUCUUGUAGUUCCAGUGUCUUAGCAAUGCUAAGUUCGCAGGGACAGUUGAGGCUGUUGCGAUGGAGCUUGUGGCUGAGAAUAUACGGCCCUGAACUUGAUCUGGAUAAUACCAGCGAAAGGAUCAUGCCUUCCUCCAUCCCCCCCUUCCCCCACAUGCAUUCUAACUAUAGCAGUUUCAACAUGAGCCCACCAUCUGCCAUCUCCCCCAUCCAGCGUGCUGCUGAUAUUGCUGCGAGCAUCAAGCUCGCCAACGCGCAAAACAAUGUCGCUGUGCCUCCCAAGGACGGUUCCGAAGUGACUGUUGACGACAUGGAGGGCAAGUGGAACGACUUCCGCUUCGCUCCCAUCCGUGAGAGCCAGGUCUCGCGUGCCAUGACCCGCCGCUACUUCCAGGAUCUUGACCAGUACGCCGAGUCUGACAUUGUCAUCAUCGGUGCGGGCUCUUGCGGAUUGUCCACUGCCUACAUCCUAGGCAAGAGAAGACCCGAUCUCAAGAUUGCCAUCAUUGAGGCCUCUGUCUCCCCUGGUGGCGGUGCUUGGCUCGGUGGUCAGCUCUUCUCUGCCAUGAUUAUGCGCAAGCCUGCCGAUGCUUUCCUCCGCGAGAUUGGCGUUCCCUACGAGGAUGAGGGCAACUACGUCGUUGUCAAGCACGCUGCUCUCUUCACCUCGACCAUCAUGUCCAAGGUGUUGCAGCUGCCCAACGUCAAGCUCUUCAACGCCACCUGUGUUGAGGACCUCAUCACUCGCCCUGGCCUCGAUGGCGAGGGUGUUCGCAUUGCUGGUGUUGUCACCAACUGGACUCUGGUGUCUAUGCACCACGACGAUCAGUCCUGCAUGGACCCCAACACCAUCAACUGCCCUCUUAUUGUUUCGACUACCGGUCACGAUGGUCCUAUGGGUGCCUUCUGUGUCAAGCGUCUCGUUAGCAUGCAGAGAAUUGAGAAGCUUGGUGGCAUGCGUGGCCUCGACAUGAACACUGCUGAGGACGCCAUUGUCAAAGGCACCCGUGAGAUCGUCCCCGGCUUGAUUGUCGGCGGCAUGGAGCUUUCUGAGGUUGACGGAGCCAACCGUAUGGGCCCUACAUUCGGAGCCAUGGUUCUCAGCGGUGUCAAGGCUGCUGAAGAGGCUCUCAAGGUUUUUGACCAGCGCAAGAAGGAGAACAUGGCCUAAUUUAUUUAUUAUGCUGUAGCCAUCCGUAAAAUGAUGGAACUUUCUUGAAUAUGAAUGAAUAUGUUGCUGUC